AUGAAUUCUGCAAAUGAAACCAAACUGCAGAAUCAAGAACCAGAAGACAUUGAAUUGGAAGCGGAAAACAUAACACAAGAAACACAACUUAAUACGGAAGAAAUGGAUAGUGAAAGUAAAAAAGAAAAAAUAUAUUCCCAAAAUCAACAAGCAAAAUUUGGAUACAUUAAGUAUGUUAGCCUAGGAAUACUUACAGUACAAAAUUCAGCAUUAGGGUUGAGCAUGAGAUAUGCACGAACUAGAAAUGGAGUAUUAUUUUCAGCUGCGGCAGCUGUUCUAAUGACAGAAAUUCUAAAACUAGCAAUUUGCAUAGUUUUGGUAAUCAAUGAAUCUGGUGGUAUUAGGAGAGGAUCCCAAGUUUUGUACAGUACUGUGAUAUUGAACAUUAAAGAUACUUUACGAGUUGGUGUGCCAUCAUUUCUGUAUGUUAUUCAAAAUAAUUUAUUGUAUGUUUCCGCUUCUAAUUUGGAUGCUGCAACAAAUCAGGUUACCUAUCAAUUGAAACUACUAACAACUGCUUUCUUUGCUGUGUUAGUUUUAAAAAAGAGAUUAAAACGGUGGCAAUGGGGAGCAUUAGGAUUACUUGUUAUUGGUGUUGCUUUGGUGCAGUUAACAUCUACAGAGGCAAAGAACAAAGCUAGUGAAUCUCAGUCUAAGGUGCUGGGUUUUUCAGCGGUUUUGGCAGCCUGUUUUAUUUCUGGUUUUGCAGGAAUAUAUUUUGAGAAAGUUUUAAAAGAAUCUGAUAUAUCUGUCUGGAUGAGAAAUGUCCAAUUAAGUUUAUUGUCAGUACCUAUCGGUAUCAUUACAUAUCUCAUAGAUAGUAAAGGGGCCAUAUUGGAGUUACUAAAGGGAUUUGAUGGUUUUGUGUGGUACCUAAUAAUACUGCAAGCAGCUGGAGGUUUGAUUGUAGCUGUUGUAGUAAAAUAUGCAGAUAAUAUAUUAAAAGGAUUUGCCACUUCAGUAGCUAUUAUUAUUUCAUGUAUUGCUUCUAUGUUUUUACUUAAUUUCCAUCUAACAAUACAAUUUGCUAUAGGUGCUUUGAUUGUCAUAAGUUCUAUAUUUUUAUAUGGCUAUGUUCCCAAAAAGAAAGAACCUCGGAACCCUCUAAGUGUAUAG
Pieris macdunnoughi is the source of this 1116-nucleotide messenger RNA. Lineage: Eukaryota; Metazoa; Arthropoda; Insecta; Lepidoptera; Pieridae. The record is from the annotation of a GenBank genome assembly.